Messenger RNA from Gekko japonicus, 988 nucleotides. Its product is annotated as AP-4 complex subunit mu-1-like. Lineage: Eukaryota; Metazoa; Chordata; Lepidosauria; Squamata; Gekkonidae. Gene Ontology annotation, cellular component: trans-Golgi network; cytoplasmic vesicle. The coding region runs from base 1 to 861 and encodes 286 amino acids. Gene Ontology annotation, biological process: protein targeting; Golgi to lysosome transport. The transcript has 6 exons. The record is from RefSeq and is a predicted model, not a curated record.
AUGGGAAGCGCAAGACGGCAGGGCUCUUGUGUCCUCCUGGGUGGUGGGGUGGGGGUGGGAUGCCCAGGGAGAAGAGCAGGGACCCCUCUGACCCGGAGCUGUGUGGCCUCCUUUGCAGAGAUGCGGAUUGGACUCACGGAGGAGUUCUGCGUGGGCAAGACCGAGCUGCGAGGCUAUGGCACAGCUGUCCGCGUGGAUGAGUGCUCUUUCCACGGCUCCGUCAAGCUGGAGGAGUUUGAGCGCAGCCGCAUCCUCCGCGUGAACCCCAGCCAAGGGGAGCUGACCCUGAUGCAGUACCAGCUGGCAGACGACAUCCCUUCGGCCCUGCCCUUCCAUCUGUUCCCCACCGUCAGCCAUGACGACAGCGGCAGCCAUGCCGUGAACGUCUGCCUCCAUCUGCCCGUCCCCAAGGCCUCUCUGAGUCGGCCCGGAGAGGCCCAGUGGCCACUCCCUUUGUGCCCCGUAGAGACAGGGAGCCGUACGGAGCUCCACACACAAACCCCCCUUUUGCCUCUGGGUUUUCUCCUCCCCCCCCCCCCAGCGUCGCCCAAGGAGCUAAGCAAUCCGGAGCAGACGGCUGCCCUGCAGUCCAGCACCAAAUCCAUCGAGUGGGUGGUGCCCAGAGUCCAAGGCGGCUCCCAGCUCUCUGCCCUGUUUAAGCUGGAGGUGCCGGGGCUGAGCCGGGCCGUGCUGCGGGAGCUGGGGCCCGUGAGCCUCUCUUUCGAGGUGCCGGCCCACACCUGCUCCGGACUGCAGAUACGCUUCCUGCGCUUCACGGGGACACAGCCGAACCUCCCUUACCGCUGGGUGCGGUACGUGACACACAGCGAGUCCUACGUCAUCCGCCUUAACACAGGGUAGCUGUUCGUUCUGACGGAAGAGCUGCCUGGAGGCACCAGGUCAGGCCUUGGAGCAAUUUCAACAAGGAACCGUUUAUUUAUUAACAAGGAAACAUUAAUAGUGCUGGACUAAUAAAGAAUUAUGUCAC